Molecule: messenger RNA, 1371 nt
Organism: Branchiostoma floridae (Florida lancelet)
Lineage: Eukaryota; Metazoa; Chordata; Leptocardii; Amphioxiformes; Branchiostomatidae
Product: cytosolic iron-sulfur assembly component 2B-like
Exons: 5
Coding region: 40-516 (158 amino acids)
Biological process (GO): iron-sulfur cluster assembly
Cellular component (GO): cytosolic [4Fe-4S] assembly targeting complex
Source: RefSeq, a predicted model, not a curated record
CCUUUACUCCCCUAUAUUUAGUAAUGUGGUGUUCCAAAAAUGUCGAGUCCAGACAGGUUGCAGAACGCGAACCCUCAGCUUUACGGGCGCACUUCUGAGCGUGAGGUGACCCCAGAGGAGCUGAAUGAAGAUGUGGAGGAUGCGAUCGACGCCAGGGAAAUAUUUGAUCUUGUCAGGUCCAUCAAUGACCCUGAGCAUCCUCUGACCCUGGAGGAGCUGAAUGUUAUUGAACAGUCCAGAAUCACGGUUGAUGAGGACAACAACCACGUGUCAGUAGAGUUCACCCCCACGAUCCCGCACUGCAGCAUGGCCACACUCAUCGGCCUGUCAAUCAGAGUUAAGCUGCUCAGGGCUCUACCAACCAGAUUCAAGGUCGAUGUACACAUUACACCAGGUACCCACCAGUCGGAGCAUGCAGUAAACAAGCAGCUUGCAGACAAAGAGAGGGUUGCAGCAGCGCUGGAGAACCAGCAUCUCCUGGAGGUGGUGAACCAGUGUCUCAGUACCAGGAACUGAACUGUACAAGUGUCUCAGUACCAGAAACUGAACUGUACAGGUGUCUCAGUACCAGGAACUGAACUGUACAGGUGUCUCAGUACCAGGAACUAAACUGUACAGACUGUAUUUGCUAAAUCACAGCUUCUUGUUGUAAUGUAAACAGAUUUGUAUAAUACUGAUAGCAGGACUCAGGAUGUGGAAUGUGUACUGCAAGGAAUUCUGGAAGGGUUACAUAGCUUCCUCUGGACAGGACUUUUCAAGGAGGAUAGCAUAGCUAGUUUUUGACACUAGUUAUAGUGUAGAUAAUCAUAAUCAUCUGUGUCACUGAUCUGUGUCACUGUUUGUUUUUUACACUACAGAGUAAAGUUUCAUGAUUGUCACUGCAACAGUAAUUACUGCUCUCAUUUAAGCAGUUCUGCAUGGUUAGAUACUUUUAUUUGCUUGUAAUGUGAUCUCUGAAUAGUCACAACUGUGAAGAAACUAGAUUGUCAAACAAGAUCAUCUCAAACAAGAUCGGUAAACAUCUAAAAAUUUGUGCAACAGAGGUUGGAACUGUAUAAAACAGCAUUGAAAAAAAUCCAUGUAAAAGAUUUUUAAUUUGUUUUAAUACAAAGUGUAAAUAAAGAUGUAUUUAUGGGAAUAUACAGUACAACACUUCUCAACACGUCAAAAGUGUUGCCUAACAACCAUGAGAACCAUAUUGCAGGUUGGGACUAGCAGAUUGCUGCAAAAAUUGUACUGCUAGGUAGCGUCACUGAUCUCUGGAUGAAAUGAGGAGUGUAAACCCAAUCACACAGUUAGGCAGAUUAACAUCUAUGUGUUCAAGUAUGGACCUUUGGGAUGGUUCAAGAUUACAGAUUCCUGAUACUGAAA